Xylona heveae TC161 is the source of this 1530-nucleotide messenger RNA. Its product is annotated as glycosyltransferase family 8 protein. Lineage: Eukaryota; Fungi; Ascomycota; Xylonomycetes; Xylonales; Xylonaceae. The coding region runs from base 1 to 1155 and encodes 384 amino acids. The transcript has 3 exons. The record is from RefSeq and is a predicted model, not a curated record.
AUGCUGCUCACAAGCGGGCAGAUAUCGGCGGGCAUAUCGUCAUUCGUUGUAUUUCUCUUCACUUCUCUUCUCUUCCUAUCCGGCUACGUUCUCCAACAACGGACGGUCCACAGCCUGCAACAAGCAAUCAAGCCGGUGCAAGCACAAGCUCAGCAUAAUGCACAAUCCGUACAAAUCGCGACUUCAGUACCAAAAACAUUUGGCAAUGCUCCUGCUGCUUCAGAGAAUGAAGCGCAUCAGUCCACUUUAUCCUCCAAGGAAGACGACAUUGCCGCAGAGAAAUGGUCACAAGUCGCGUAUGUGCAGCUCGUGGCCGAUCCUACAAAACUAUGCGCAAGCGUGAUGCUUUUCGGCACACUGCAUGACCUGAAAAGCCCGGCCCACCGUGUAUUAAUGUUUCCAAAAACCUGGGCUAUCACGCAAUCGGGAGAGGUGUCGGAUCCGUAUCUAUCUACCAGUCGGCGGCUAUUGAAGAUUGCUGCAAAGAGAUACGGUGUUAUACUGAAGCCACUUGACCCGUUGCUUUCCGGAACAGAUGAAUCUGCGCCGUCAUCCUACCCGCUCUCUCUAUUGUAUUCCCUUACAGAAUACACUCGUCUCAUACAUCUAUCCUCCUCGAGCAUCAUUCUCGACUCUUCCCCUCUCGAUAAUAUCCUCACAUUUCCUUCCUCCCAAAUUGAUGCUGAAACAAUUUCACUUGACGCACUUACUGCAUCCGCGUCGUCAAGCCUCUUUCUAAUCUCGCCAUCCCAAGAAAAUCAUCAAUCCCUCGCUUUCCUACAACAGCCGCAAGUCUCGAAAGCUGCUGCAACAACAAUACUCGAGACUGCCAAGUUUCCUAUCAACAUUCCGCCAGCGCAUGCUAUCAAUCCUGACGGCUCCCAUGUAACCCUUUCCACCAUGUCUUCUUCAUUGCGCAACAUCAGAGAGGAUACGUUCUUCAACUCCACCGCCUUCUGGACCGAAACAGCAUUCGUCCACCUCUGGGACCCGCCGCUUCGUGGGCCAGAGUAUGAAGUGCCACGAGAAAUGAAGCAAUCAGCUCGUCCGAGAAACCAAGAUGCCGCUAAGAUCUGGGAUAUGCUUUACGACACAUAUAAAGGAAGACGAUACGAUCACUGCGGAUUAGAACUGGAUAUAUGGAGAGGGGACUAGUACCGAUCGAAGGAGCAGGAACUCAACGCGAUCUACCAUCUUACCUAUUUUCUAAUGAUGUUUUUAUUUCCGCUCAAUUCGCUGUCGUGCGUUCAAGCUGGCUUGCAACGUACAGUGGCAUGACUGGACAUAUGGGUUUAUCAAGCUUGUGUAUUUUUCCAAUGGCAUGAUUUUAAGAAGUGUCGGUCAGCUUUAUUGUUUAUGGGUCACAUUCUCAGUCAAUAUGUCACGAGAGAGGAGCAUACGUUUUGUCAUGAGAGUUAAAGGAUUAUUGAGCUUAUAGCAUUCUAUGACAGAGAAAGAUAAUACAUGCUCACAUUUUGCAAUCAGACGGGUAAAGAAUUAUCGCUGAGUGCCUUAAAUGUAGUAGCAGGC